Messenger RNA from Poeciliopsis prolifica (blackstripe livebearer), 2858 nucleotides. Its product is annotated as regulator of G-protein signaling 5-like. The record is from RefSeq and is a predicted model, not a curated record. NCBI's taxonomy places the organism in Eukaryota, Metazoa, Chordata, Actinopteri, Cyprinodontiformes, Poeciliidae. Bases 80 to 631 code for a protein of 183 amino acids. The transcript has 5 exons.
CAAAGCUCAAGGAGACUUGCAGAGGGCUAACAGGAAAUAACAAUUCUCUUCUAAGUGCUGCAACUGAAAGCGUCUGAAAAUGUGCAAAGGAUUAGCUGCAUUACCUCAAACCUGUCUUGAAAGGGCCAAAGAGAUCAAGUCAAAGUUGGGAGUUUUGCUUCAGAAGCCUGAUAAUGCUAUCGAUCUCAUCAUCCCUUACCCGGAGAAGGUUGACAAGAAGCCGGAGAAACUGCAGAAGCCUUCUCCUGAAGAGGCUGCUCAGUGGCGUGAGAGUCUGGAACGAGUCCUGAACAACAGCUAUGGCCUGGCUGCUUUCCGCAGUUUCCUUCAGUCUGAGUUCAGUGAUGAAAACAUUGAGUUCUGGAUGGCCUGUGAGGACUUCAAGAAGUCAAAGAAUCCUAUGAAGAUGGCUGCCAAGGCCAAAAAGAUCUAUGAAGACUUCAUCCAGUCAGAGGGACCCCGAGAGGUGAACAUUGACCACUUCACCAAGGAUGUGACCCUGAGGAACCUGGUGGCUUUGUCACCUUCUACCUUUGACCUGGCUCAAAAGAGAAUUUAUGCCCUGAUGGAGAAAGACUCCUUUGGUCGUUUCCUCCGUUCUGACCAGUACCUGGAGCUUCUGGUCAACUAAGCCAAUUAAGAGUUCAGGAAGGUGGGGAGGUUUCAAACAGCAGCUGAUUUGUAAAAAUGAAGCCAAAUUCACAUAUUUGAUUCAAGCAAAUAUCUAUAAAGCACUCUUCCAUAGGACUGAGUAAAGAAUUAAGGUAUUCUCAAAAUUAGGUUUCAAAAUUUGGCUCUAGAUUUAUAUAAAAUUCCAAACUGCACCUUGAAACAGCCCCAUCUUUCCACAUAACAUGUUCAUGAAUUUCUAUCUGAACUAGAGAUUUUGAGGAAGUUGAUUUGACCUGUAACUGUUACAGUUUCCCCUUGUAUAUUCUUCAGAUAUAUCUGCUCAAUAUUCAAAGUAACUGAAACAGAAAAAAGGUUAGGAAUCAGGAACAGUUUCAUUUUUCAAUUUGCUCCUUUAAUUUGGGAUGAGAAAACAUCAGAAUACACUCUAAAAAAAGCAUCUGUUACAUUUGUCAAAAUAGAUGAGAUAUUUCAAAAGUUGCGUUGCCACAAAUUCAUCAAUUUUACCUUAGAACUUUAAGUUGAAAGACUUUCUGCACCAGUUGUUUGUAAACAUUUAUAAAAAAACAAAACGAUAAUGUCUUAAUCUUAUUAGGAAAUAAGUAAUUUAACAAAAAUGACUAUAUGCAUGCAAAUUGACAAACUUUAUUAUUUUCAUUCUUACUGACCAACAAAAUUCUUCUUAAUAGAUGAUGUCCAGUUGAAAUAGUCUUCAUGAGAAAAAUGCAUUAAAAGUUCUCGAAAACCAAAUGCAAGACUAGAUCAUGCUUCUGCGAUUAUAACAAGAAGACUCAGAAAACAUGUUACAUAUAUUUUAGUGUCUGGGAGAGAAAUGAGUCAUUUAUCUAUAAGAAGGACAUGCAAAGGUAGCUGUUGCAAGUCAAGGGCAAGAACAUUUAAAGUCCUUCGUCAUCAUAAUUUACUGAUAAGUAUGAAGCUGUAUCAGUGCACAAAUAUGGAUUUUCUUGUUUCUCCACAUAACCGUUUCACAUUUCCAUUAUUAGCACUCUUGGAUUAUUACCAAACCCACCUUUUAGUGGUAAUUCUUCCUGUAGGAGCAAUUCAUGAGAACAGUGCUGACGAGCUGGCUCAGUGGUGCAACCCUUAGGUUCCCACUAAAAUGCAAGUUGCUAAGAUGGGAAAACCAAGUAGGAGAGAAUCUCAAUUUUAUAAAUGGUAUAAACAGAGUUGUGGGUUUAUAUGAAGAAAGUUCUUUUAAUUUUCCCAUGUGAUAAAACUAAAGUUUCACUGCAAGUAUGCAUGUCAGGUCCGUAAAAGAUCCAGUUAUUAAAAACAUGGGAGAAGGAACUUAAAGGUUUGCAGCUCUUAAUAAUGGAAUGCCAUGUAGGCAAUUAUAUUUGCAAAUUCACUUAUUACAAGUUAACAAUAAGACUCAAAUGAAUAUCCACAGAAGAAACAUUAUCAAAAUAUGAAUCCUGUAGUUUUUCUUUUUCUUUUAUUUUUUACAAUUAUCUCCAUCAUACAGCAUUUAAACCACAAGAUAUACAGUUUUUAAGCCACAGAAAAUCAUAAAUCACCCAGGUACACUUGGUCAAGAUAAUCUGAUAUAAUGGAGAGGUUGUUGUAAGAGUGCAAUGUUUAAGUGUAAAGUGUUUUGCAAUGAGUUGAUUAUUGACAAAUGUAUUCAUCCUUAUGUGUGAUUAUAUGUACUCUUUUUUUUUCCUUUUAAAUUUAGAAAUCAUUAUAUUUUAACCACCACUGAAAACAAAUUUAUAUUUCACAUAUUAAGCAUUUUAAGCCCUUAACAUGCCAAUACAGCUUACUAAUUUCAGAUGGUAUAUUUUUAAAAAUAUUUUCAAGUCAUUAAUUACAUUUUAAACUUCCUACAUUCUGCACUAGAUGACAAGUCCAACAAUUAUCCAAACAUUUUGGACAGAAUUGACUACAGGGUCUACAGGGACACAGAUUGACCAGUCUGGUGUCAGAACCCUAGAACUACAAGCAGAGAAAUCCUUGGAAUAUCAUAAAAUAUAUAAUUUAAGGGCUUUCAUAAUGCUGAAUACAUGUAAUUUCAUGUAGCCUUGCAUGUAUGUUUUGUAGUGGAUCACAUAAAAUAUAUAUAAUGCAUACAAUUGUUGAAGAUGUAUUUAUUUAUAUUUGUAAAUAUCUAAGUUAUUCUAAAUACAACAAUGGAGUCAAUGAUUCUUUUCAUGGAGAGCUGCAGAGAGCUCUUAGGCUCUUUCUACUGUUAUAAAAACAAAAUUUGA